CCUUAGUUCAAGACAUUUGUUUUUACCGUUCAUGGUGGAUCCUUCGACCGGUCGGGCAUCGAACAUUGGCCAAUCACAGCCUGAUCCAGAAGAGCAGCAAAUAUUUGUUAACAUUUUGCGCUUCUUCCUGACUGGGGAGCUGGCGCAUCAACUCACGGAUUGCAAGAAUGGUGCUGGACCGGAAGAUGGCAGAGCUGCAAAAAAGGAGCUUGUGGUGAACGCCAUGGACUUAUUCGACAAGGUUCCUGGAUCAGCUACUCUUCUCUUCAGAGGAUGGCAAUGCAUCAUCGGAGCAUUGAAGGAAGCCGCCUCCCAAGCCGCCGCUUCACUGGGACUGGGAGAAGACUUCAGCGGAACUUUACGCGUGCGACUGGUGCAUGUGCCCGGGCGUAGCUUCGAGCGGCCCUCUGUGUCCACCCUCCGGGUGAGAGACCGGGGGCACUUCGUGCGCAUCGCGGGGACAGUAACCCGUGCCGGGCCGGUGAAGGUGGUGCAGGAGUGGCGCGCUUUCCGCUGUGAGACCUGCGGUCACACCUUCAGUUGCCGGGCUUCACCAACGUGUGGCUACGAGUUCGAGGUCCCCAGGGAAUGCCCAGGUGGACAGAAGCAAACUAGAUGGGACCCCAAAGCCAAGCGUCCCAAGACCUCACGCUGCCACUCCAAGCAGUUCGCCACGGUGCCCGCGAAUGAGCAAUGCAUGGCCGAUUUUCAAGAAAUUCGAGUGCAAGAUGAUAUGCAAGCUAUGGGUGUUGGGGUUGUGCCACAGUCAUGUGCAGUGACUGUGUUUGGGGACUUGGUUGGUGUCGCCCAACCGGGAGACUCAGUCGUGGUGGAAGGCGUAGUCUGUCAACGAUGGCGCCCUACCUUCCAAGGAAAGCGUGUGGAGGUGGAGAUCUUUAUCGAAGCCACCCAUGUGGUGCGUCGGUCACGCGAGGGGAACGACGAGCAGCUUAAGCCAGAGACGGAGGACACUUUCCGUCGCUUCUGGAGCGACUGGAGCGACGAGUGGCAGGGCCGUCAAGCCUUGGUGGCGGCCACAGCGCCAUGGCUCUCGGGGCUGCCGGUGCCGAAGCUGGCGCUUCUUUUGACCUUGGUUGGCGGCAAUGCGGCCUUGAAAGGUGCCAACUCGACUGUAGCUGAGAAUACCUCACGUUGGGGUAGGUUCAUGGGAGCAAAUGAUGCGAAGGAAGGUGGAGAGGCAAAUGCGACAAAGCCUGCGCUGCAGGGCCGGAUGACGCCGCACCUGCUAUUGCUAGGUGAUCCGGGCACUGGCAAAUCGCAGCUGUUGCAGGCAGCUCAAGAGCUGGGCACCCGCAGCAUCCGCACCAGCGGACUGGGAUGUACAAGUGCCGGGCUCACCUGCGCAGCUGUGCGUGAUGGUCCCGAUUGGGCACUGGAGGCUGGUGCACUGGUCCUUGCAGACGGCGGGGUUUGCUGCAUCGAUGAGUUCUCCACCAUUCGCAGCCAUGACAAGGCAGCGGUACACGAGGCCAUGGAGCAGCAGACGGUGUCAGUGGCCAAAGCAGGCUUGGUGUGCCGCUUGCGCUCUCGUUGCAGUGUAGUGGCUGCUCAAAAUUGUCGUGGAUCGAAGACAACUAAGGGCCAAGGUGCCACUUAUGACCUUCAAUCCUCUGUGGCUGUGAACUCUGGUCUUCCUCCGCCUUUGCUGAGCCGAUUUGACCUGGUGGUGGUGUUUGCAGAAGGUGGCAAGGGUGUGAGCGACAUGGACAAGGCUGACUUCAUCAUUGAGAGCUGCGAGCCUUCGUCCAAGAAAGUCCUCCCAGAAGGUGAAUCACAGCAGUGGAAUCACAGCAGACUGCGCCACUUCGUGGCCUGGGCCAAAGAGCGACACCUCGAGGAGGAUGACGAAGCGGGAUCUGCCACAUUGCUGCAAACGUAUUUCCAGAAGCUACGCAACACUUCCUUAUCAACCGGUGGUAGCGGAGGAGUGACAGCCCGGACAUUGGAGAGCCUGGUGCGGCUGGCACAGGCUCACGCUAAGCUGAUGAACCACAGGUGUGUGCAGAUUGAAGAUGCUGUUGCAGUGGUGGUCCUGCACCGUGCAUCAUUGCAGGACCACGUGGUGGGUGCUGAUUCACUGCCAGAAGACUUUGCGCCCAGCAUCCGGGAGAUGCACGAGGAACAGGCUGCAUGUGGAGUGCAUGUGUCCUUGGAAGGAUUGGAAUUGAAUCAUGGGACUGACAUCACCAGCAAAGCCGUCUAUGCCAAGAUGGAGCAGGCAAUCCUACGCAGCCUCCGGCUGUGUCGUUCGAAGAACGACCGGCGGCAGCUCGUGGCACAGGAGCACCAGGCAUCGCCACUGGCCAUAGCGGAUGUACCACGUGCCCAGGCACGCCCCUUGGGCUCUCAGUCUGCUCAGGUGACCCAGAGGCCAGGUGCAACAUGCACUUCAGCGGUGUCAGCCGCACCUUCACAAACGCAAGUGCCCCAAACUGAAUCGAAGCCUAGAGGCAGGACGUUGGGGUGCCGCAUUCGCUGAGACUGGACCGCGAGCUGAGAAAAAAAGGAUUCCUACAACCACAAGACGCACUUCC
Molecule: messenger RNA, 2555 nt
Organism: Durusdinium trenchii
Lineage: Eukaryota; Dinophyceae; Suessiales; Symbiodiniaceae
Source: the annotation of a GenBank genome assembly